AUGUUGCCCAAGCACAACCUUAGAUCAGUCAGCUCGGCAGUUCGGCAGCAACCUUGCAAAUAUCUCUCCGGCACAUCAACUUGUUUUGCCUCGGCGUCAAACGAAUCAGCUCGACAUCGAAAUGUUUGGCUCGUCAUCGAAACCAGUCGGCUCAUCAAGCAGAUUUUCAAAGGAAUUGGUUCGUCAUCAGCAAGGUCGGCUCAUCAUCAGCACGCUUGGUUCGUCAACGGAUCAAGAUCAACAGAUUUACUAAAUUUAGGAGUGUGUCUAGCUGACGAAGCAGAGUAUAGCGAAGAUGUUGGCUCGUCGAUAAUCAACCUCCGUGCAAAAUCCGUGCGAACCAUCUCCCGUGCAAAUACUGUGCCGAGCCCACUUGGUGUGAUUAUCAGCUCUUUCAGACGAGCCGACAAGCCAAUAUUCGACGAGCCAAAGACCGAUCGAUUAAGACGGCUCGUCACCAAAAAUCUCCGUGCAAAUAUCGUACGAAACCUCCUCCGUGCAAAUAUCGUGCCGAGCCGAAUCCUGUGCUAG
This is a messenger RNA of Microthlaspi erraticum, 531 nucleotides long. Lineage: Eukaryota; Viridiplantae; Streptophyta; Magnoliopsida; Brassicales; Brassicaceae. The record is from the annotation of a GenBank genome assembly.